GGUGCCUCGGAUGUACGGUUAGAAAGGGAAAUGGUCGGAUACUUACUGCUUUACUUAACCCGGCAAUAGUUCAGUACAAGAGUUGUUGUUUGUUUGUUUUUGGAUUUUGGUAAAUCUUACACUGUUAUACAGUAGUCUUUGCUCAUCCGUUUGUCGUGACAGCACAAAGCUGGAGUCGCCGCCGGAUACCUUGAAGCGUUAGCUUGUUAGCCACCGAGCUACUCUGUUAGCAGCUUAGGCUUUAGCAUCAACUCUCUUCACACACAUUUAAGAUUCAACUUAAUUUUCCCGAUAUAACUAUACGAGCUCCUGAUUGACCUUCAUAUACGUCGACGCCCAUCACAAUUACUUUAGGCUGAUGAUGAUGGGGAAGGCAGAUGAAGACGAGUACUGGAACAGCUCCAAGUUUAAAGCCUUCACGUUUGACGAUGAAGACGACGAGCUCAGCAGGCUUAAAGAGUCUAAGAAGGCAGUGAACAGCAUCCUGGCAGAGGAAGAGGAUGAUGAAGAUGAUGUGGAGAAGGUCAGCUGGAGUGGAGAGCCUGUUGGAAGUAUUUCCUGGUCUGUCAAAGAGACUGCCUCCAGUCUUUGGUCAGCUGAAGAUCCUAGAGAACAAGGCUUCCCUAAAAUCGAUACAACGCCUUCACUCCCCAAGAAUAGCUCUGGGUACUCUCUCAGUUCACUUUUCAAAGGGAAGACCAAAGGUGGAGGCCUGCAGUCUUUCUCUGAGUCGUUCAGUGACCCAUCUAGCAGACAUUAUGCCCCACAGCUGCGGAAACCAAAAUCUGAAUACAAGGACUACAUCAGUGAUUGGUCCCCUGAGGAGACUGUCAAAAGAAUGCGUCAAGGAAAGACGGUGUCUCUGGAGAGGUUCCGUUCUCUUCAGGAAAAACUGCUGCUGUUGGACGAGGCAGUCACUGCCAACGACGGGAAUGUCAUCACAGCAAUUUUGAUUUAUUUAAAGAAGUCUUUAAAUAAAGAGAUACUGUUCAGGGAGUUGGAGUCCAGAGAGACGGCUCUGAGACAUUUCAUCCAUUAUCUGAAGGAGACAGGGGAACAGAGAGCCCUGCUGGAGCUGCUCAGGGCUCUGGGCAGGAUGGACGACAUGGCGCUGCUGCAGUAUAAAGAACAUCUGAGUAUAAAAGAUGAAAACAAGAGAAGAGACUUCCUAAAAAGCUGCCUGAGUCUCCCGUUUUCUCCAGAGGAUGCAGUUUAUGUCCAGGAUCACUACACCCUGCUGGAGAGACAGAUCAUCAUCGAGGCAGCAGACAGACAGGCAGAGAGCAGGAACCAGGCAGAUGUCUUUAAAAAAUUCCCUCGGAAAGCCUCCAUUCUCAACAUGCCGCUCAUCACCACACUGUACUACUGCUGCUUCUACCACUACACAGAGCAAGAGGGAAGCUACAGUAGUCCAGCCAACAUCCGCAAGACUUUCAGGAUUGCGGAGAAGCAGUAUUUCCUGACGGCUCUGGGGGCGAGAGCCAAGCUGAAGGCAUGGUUUGAUGUGGAUGCUUUAUUCACUUCGAAGAGCUGGCUUGGCUACAGCCGGAAGAAAUCCCCCAUCGCCUUCCACCGGGUGGUGGAGGUCCUGCACAAAAACAACGCCCCGGUCCAGGUCUUACAGGAAUAUGUGACCCUGGUGGACGACACGGAGCUCAAAGUGUCUCUGGCCCAGAAAUAUAAAUGUCACGACGUUGUCAUCCAUGCGUACCGGGAGCUGAAGGACCGACAGCAGUUGUUAGCAUACCGGGGGAAGGUGGAGAGAGGUUCUACAGAGGACAGGAAGAUAGAAGAGCUUCUGAACAACCCUCAAAUCCGAUGGAAAAACUGAAGGUGCAGACAGGUGUUUCAGACGGACAUUUAAAGGUGUCUUCUCAGUGGAUGAAUGGUUUCGUGUGAUUCUGUAACUCUUGCAGCAGUUUGACUGAGAUGAUCUCCUGACAGGACAGCUCAGUGCCAAAACGCCAGGUCUCCUCACUGAGGUGGUGCGUUUGAGUCGUCUCUGCGGUGUGCACGGCAGGUUGAUCUCCACUCCGCUCUCCUCUCCCAUCCCAUUGAAAGGCUGUGUUUUAUGUUCUGCCUUCAAUAUUCCUUGAUCAAUGUAUAGAAAAUAAACAUCAACGUAAAGGAAGUGAGCAGCAUGUAAAUGAGCGACGAUGUAUUUCUGUGUGUGUGAAGACAACCUUGUGAGUAAAUUCAAAGUGCAUUUCACUGUCAUGUAUAAAUGGAAAUGAAGACUGA
Lampris incognitus (smalleye Pacific opah) is the source of this 2241-nucleotide messenger RNA. It is a transcript of the gene vipas39, whose product is annotated as VPS33B interacting protein, apical-basolateral polarity regulator, spe-39 homolog. The record is from RefSeq and is a predicted model, not a curated record. Lineage: Eukaryota; Metazoa; Chordata; Actinopteri; Lampriformes; Lampridae. Gene Ontology annotation, biological process: vacuolar transport; intracellular protein transport. Bases 359 to 1831 code for a protein of 490 amino acids. The transcript is spliced from 19 exons. Gene Ontology annotation, cellular component: cytoplasm.